AUGCUAAGAGAUAAUGGCCAAUCGCAACCUAUCCUCUUGCAUAAGUGCUGGGAAAUACAUCCGGGUAAGACUGCCACUUCUUGUGACAGACUUAAAAGUUUUGCACUUUUUCUCUAUGCAGAAAUCUUGCCCUUUGUCCAUGUAAAAGAGCUUGCGUCCAAAAUAAACAGGCCAGCAGAGGUCAGCAGAGCUGUACUAUGCACAGAGCAGCCUACUGUUCUUGGACAAAUCCUUGCAGUUCUUUGUCUUCCUCCUCUUAUGGAUUACCUUGCAUAUGAUCGUGUGCCUAUUUUGCGUUUCAGGCAAGCUAUUGCAGGAUUUUUAUGUUCUAAAAAUGUUUAA
This is a messenger RNA of Podarcis lilfordi (Lilford's wall lizard), 342 nucleotides long. NCBI's taxonomy places the organism in Eukaryota, Metazoa, Chordata, Lepidosauria, Squamata, Lacertidae. The record is from the annotation of a GenBank genome assembly.